Messenger RNA from Argiope bruennichi, 1591 nucleotides. Its product is annotated as coiled-coil domain-containing protein 92-like. The record is from RefSeq and is a predicted model, not a curated record. Bases 438 to 1430 code for a protein of 330 amino acids. NCBI's taxonomy places the organism in Eukaryota, Metazoa, Arthropoda, Arachnida, Araneae, Araneidae. The transcript is spliced from 4 exons.
CAUAGCAACAAAAAGAAAUAUAAAACAAAGAAAUGAAUGUAAUCAAUACUUAUGAAUUUUUUCUUUCUGACAAAAUUAUUAAUGAUAAAAAAAACCCCAAAAUUUCAGCCUGACUAAACGGUUGUCUAUUUUUGAUCUGAACGCAUUCAUUCUUUCUCCUAUAUACUCGAAAUUUGUGUAACAUAAAUAUUAAAUUAAUUCUCUUACAGACGUAUUUCGAAACUUCUUAAUAAAACAAACACUAUACUUCACGAUUAAAAAUACUUUAAUAUAUACUUUAUAACCUUGAAAAUUAUAGUAAAAUGCGGUCAUACCAAAAGAUAAUGCCCUUUGUUGUUGUGUAAGGAAGUGUUCCGCAUGAUUACCAAAGUGUGUUUAUUUCUGAUGGAGAUCUGAAAAUAGAACAAUCUCAAAAUCCUGAAUGAAAUUUUAAAAUAAUGACUCAAGAAAUAAAACAUCUUCCUUUGCAAAGCACUGCCAUAAAAUGUGCCAAUGAAUUCACAUCAUUGGAGCCAGAUGCUGGGGGUGAAGGCAGCUUUUAUGAUGAUCCCAAUGACAUUAUUGUUUUAAGAGAAAAGCUGAAAGCAGCACAAGACAGUAUUCGAUUUUUACAAGAUGAACAUGCUCUUAUGUUGAAAGGUCUUCAUGAAGAAAUAGAAAGACUACAGGAUUUAUGCAGAGAUCUACAGUUUCGUUGUGAAACUUCAGGUUGCUUGCUUCCAGAUAGCGAAUUUUUUAAAUGCAGUCCUGACUGCCUCGAGCAAAAAGUGAAUAACCUCCUCAAAGAAAACGCUGAUCUCAAGAGAAAACUUGUAGAAAGCCAUCAAGCUAUCGAUAUCCUAGACCAAAAAGAAAAACUAGCUCUGUGGCAGCACCAUCAAGAAAUGGAACAACGGGACAGCGCCAUCUUACGACUAGAGAAGGAACUUGAAGCAAAAUGUACCACUAUCGCCCAACUCACGUCCCAAGGGGCCAGGCGGAAAAAGGGUAGCUUCUGGCGCCGUUUUAGUUUUGCCAAUUCUAACCAUCCCUCAACAUCUCAUUCAGCACCUCACUCCAAACUCCAGCCAUCACGAGUGGAACACCUCAGCCGUGAAGAUCUUCCAUCCGAAAUGCAGAACUCCCUCCAGUCUUUAGAAUCUCAGUACCAAAGCUAUUCAUCCUAUUCCUCCCUCUCUGACAAGAGCGUCUCUGAUGACGAAGGUUUCAAUCAGCGCUGUGAUGGUGAUGGACAGAACGAGGGUCUUCAAGAAUCGGGACUGUCGGUGAAGUUACCUCCUAUCUCCAAUUUGCCACUGGUGUCCAGCCGCCAGCUGGUGCGACAUCAACUGCGGAUUAAGAAUCUGGCCAGUAAGUUAACGACUGAUACAUUGGCCAUUGAUCAGAGACAAGUUCCAGAUGCGUCGAUAAAAAGGAUGAACAAAGCCUAAAUGUGCAAUUCGAUGUAUUUUUUUGCUCUGACUGUGAUGGCUAUAUAUUUUUGCAUGUGUAGAUAAAAACAUCCCUUGAUAUAAUUUAUUUAUUUUAAAAUUGGUACAUUUUUGUAAUUUUCAGAGAUAAAAAUGUCUAUUAUACUUUAUUUAUAACCAAA